AUGGGUACAUACAGGAAGCGGUUUAAUGAGAAAGCCAGAGCUGGCCAAAUGGCCAAGUUGAAGGAGUUGAAAAGAGUAAGAAACAAGCAGUUUUUAAGACAUCUUGAUGAUGGUUCUGAAGAAGCUAAGGAUGAGAAGAAACAAGUAGAGGAUACAAAUUCUGUUCUUCUAAAGCCUAUGACGGAGGAAGAAAAGGAGAUUAAGAAGAGAAAAUUGGAGGAGCUUUUCACACCGAAAGAAAGUAAAGUUUCACGUACCAAGAAGAAGAGGUUAGAAAAGUUUAUCGAACACCAACUGAAAAGGGAAGAGAAGAAAGAAUUGAUAGGCAAAUUACAAGACUAUAAGAUUGAUACAUCUUUACUGACAAGCUCGAAAAAAUUGGGCCAAGGUAGACAGACAAAAAAAGAAAGGUUUGCUGAAGCGCUUGAACUAGAGAAACAAGGUCGGGCCAGUGAGCUAACAAAAGAUAUAUUAUAUGAGGAACAUGAUGUGAAAGAAUGGGAAGGAAUUGAAGGUGAACCUAAAAAAAGGACACCUGAUUACACCUACAGCGAUAGUGAUCAAGAUUUAUCGGAUAAUAAUAAUGAAUCUGGUAUUAGCAAUGAUGAUGAUGAAGCCAAUGACGAGGAAGACUUUGAAAGUAAAUUCGGUAAUACCGCAUCUAGUUUUAUUGAUCGUAGGCCUGCAAGUACAGGUGGAAUGGGUGGUGGCUUCGGAUUCGGCUUUGCUAAUGUUACUAAAGUCAAACCAUUAAAACAAACAUCUAAAAAAAAAUAUAACUGGAAACAGAAGGUGGCAAUGGAAGAAAUGAAGAGGAAAAAUGUUGAAGAUAUGGAUGAUUUUGAUACGUCCUCGGAAACUGAUGGCACUGAUUUUGAUAGUGAAGACAAUGAUGUUGAUCAGUCUAUGGAAGGGGAUCAUAGUGAACAUAAUAACGAAGAUCGAGAGGAUGAAUCAUCAGAUAAAGAAGUUUCAAGUGAACAAGAACACUCUGGAGAUAGCUCUUCCGAAAUAAGUGAUCUGACAGAUGGCAUAGAAAAUACUGAGAAAAAAAAUGUUGCGGAGGAAUUCAAAUCAUGGGCAAACAAUGAAAUAAGGCGCUUAGAAGGCAGAGAUGUUGAUGUGGAAAUGCCAAGUUUAAGCUUUAAAGUAGAGCCAACAUUUAGGCCCGAGGAUAUGGAUGACGGCUUGAAGCAGACACAUAUCCCCAUAGAUGAAGGUCUAAAAAGAAAAGCCUUUUUUGUUAAUGUUGAAAGGAAACCUGAAAUUAUGGCCCAAAGAUUGAAUCUUCCAGUUGUUGCAGAGGAACACACUAUUAUGGAAGCGAUUCAUCACAAUGAUGUAGUCAUAAUAUGUGGUGAAACAGGUUCUGGUAAGACAACACAAGUCCCACAGUUUCUUUAUGAAUCAGGUUACGGUUCUCCUGAUUCAACUGAGCAUGGAGGAAUGAUUGGAAUAACCCAACCUAGAAGAGUCGCAGCUGUUUCUAUGGCUGAAAGAGUUUCCAAUGAGUUGGGGAAUCAUGGUGACAAAGUUGCAUAUCAAAUUCGUUUCGACUCAACAAGUAAGGAAGAUACCAGAGUAAAGUUCAUGACAGAUGGUGUUUUGCUGAGGGAAUUAAUGGAAGACUUUUUACUAAGUAAAUAUUCUGCUAUUAUUAUCGAUGAGGCUCAUGAAAGAAAUAUUAACACCGAUAUUUUAAUUGGUAUGCUAAGUCGUUGUGUCAAGUUGCGUGCAAAAAAAAAUAAUGAAGAUCCAAAGAGAUACAACAAGUUAAAGCUAGUUAUUAUGUCAGCAACCUUAAGAGUUUCAGACUUCAGUGAAAAUUCCUCUUUGUUCUCGUCGCCACCACCUAUAUUGAAGAUUGAAGCUAGGCAAUUUCCUGUUUCGGUUCAUUUUAACAGAAAGACUGCCUUUAAUUAUGCGGAUGAAGCAUUUCGGAAGACAUGUAAGAUUCAUCAGCGGUUACCUCCUGGGGCCAUCUUGAUUUUCAUGACGGGUCAAAAUGAAAUUACGGCGAUGGUUAAAAAAUUAAGGAAACGAUUCCCAUUCAAAACUAAAAAUAAAUCGUUGGCUUUGGAAUUUGAGGCCACAAAGGUGAAAGUAGAUCCAAGAACGGCAGCUAUGGAGGAAGAAGAUAUUGAUUUAACGGUACAUGAUAAGGAUGAGAAACGAUUCUUGGAGGAUAUUGAAUAUGAGAAUGAGAAUGAGAAUGUCACAGAUGAUAAUAGUGAUGAUGAAGAAGGUUUUGAUGAAGAACUGACAGAUGAUCAAACUCCUGAUGAUCCUUUGUAUGUUCUGCCACUGUAUUCUUUAUUGCCAACUAAGGAGCAAAUGAAAGUCUUUGAGUCGCCUCCGAAGGGGUCAAGAAUGUGUAUUGUAGCAACAAAUGUUGCUGAAACUUCCUUAACUAUACCUGGUGUUAGAUAUGUUGUGGACUGUGGUAGAGUAAAGGAAAGAAAAUACAAUAAUAGCAAUGGAGUUCAAAGCUUUGAAGUUGGAUGGGUUAGUAAAGCUAGUGCAGACCAAAGAAGUGGUAGAGCUGGUCGUACUGGUCCAGGUCACUGUUACCGCCUGUAUUCUUCUGCCGUAUUUGACAGAGACUUUGAGCAGUUUUCAAAACCAGAAAUUUUGAGAAUGCCUGUGGAAAGUGUUGUUCUUCAGAUGAAAAGUAUGGCGAUACAUAAUAUUGUCAAUUUCCCAUUUCCAACCCCUCCAGAUAAGGAAUCAUUAAAGAAAGCGAUUGAACUUUUACAGUAUCUUGGCGCUCUAGAUGACAAGGAAAAAGUUACUGAGGAUGGUAAAAAGAUGAGCCUUUUCCCUCUGUCUCCAAGAUUUUCGAAAAUGUUAUUGGUGUCAAAUGAACAUGGCUGCAUGCCAUACAUUGUAUCUAUUAUUAGUGCUCUUUCAGUCGGUGAUCCAUUUCUAACUGAACAAGAGUUAGGUAUUCAACAAGCUCAGGUAGUAAAGCGUGAUGAUGGUAAUGAAAGUGCGCAACUUGAGUUCAUUGAUUCGCAGGAGGUGGAACGAGUGAAAAAUCUGAGGAAUAAGUUCUACAAAAGUAGAGUUAAAUUCAGUAAGCUGGAUAAAUAUAGUGAUGUUUUCAAGUUACUUAGUGUUACAUGUGCAUGGAACUACGUUCCAAACAAGCAAAGAGAUGAUUUUGUAAGGUCGAACUUCUUGAGGAGGAAAGUAAUGGAUGAAAUUGAAAAAUUAAGAAGACAGCUCACUUAUAUUGUUAAAUCAAAUACUUCAAAAGAAAGUAUUGCAAUCAAUAUAACAAAUGAGGAUUUGAGAACGGAUUUACCAUCUGAAAUCCAAUUAAAAAUGUUAAAGCAGAUGAUAUGUGUUGGGUUCAUAGAUAAGGUAGCUAUAAGAGCAGACGCUCUAUAUCCUGAAGAAGCUAAAAUUACGAACCGCACAGUUAUCAAUAAGAUUCCCUACCUACCUGUAAUGGGGAAGCUAGCCAAUGAUGUAAAUGACAGUUUCGUAUACAUACAUCCUUCAUCGAUGAUUAACAAUAUUGGUGAACUGCCACCAAAGUUCAUUGUAUAUAACACAUUAAACUUGAGUGCUAAUAAUGUGACAAGGUUAGUGCCAUUAUGUGACAUAAAAAGUACUCCUUUGGCCAAUGUUGCCAGAAAGGGUAUGUUGUUGAGUUACAGUAAGCCAAUUACAGGCCAAGGACUAAAAGUGAUCAACAUCGCACCUACAGAGCGCUAUUGUUAUGUGGUACCUAGGUUUGGUUCUCAGAAAGAUAGUGACCUGCAAGUUGGUUGGGAUUUGAAUCCCAUUCCCGUUCAUCAAGUUAAACAAAAUGGUGUUUGGACAGUUGACAAAUUUAUUACCAACAAAAAUUAUAAGAAUGCAGAACACCAGAGAAAAUAA
This is a messenger RNA of Nakaseomyces glabratus, 3888 nucleotides long. RefSeq names its product ATP-dependent RNA helicase ECM16 (gene ECM16). Gene Ontology annotation, biological process: maturation of SSU-rRNA from tricistronic rRNA transcript (SSU-rRNA, 5.8S rRNA, LSU-rRNA). Gene Ontology annotation, molecular function: RNA binding; ATP binding; helicase activity. NCBI's taxonomy places the organism in Eukaryota, Fungi, Ascomycota, Saccharomycetes, Saccharomycetales, Saccharomycetaceae. The record is from RefSeq and is a predicted model, not a curated record. Gene Ontology annotation, cellular component: nucleolus; intracellular anatomical structure.